GCGCACGUCUUUGCGUGGUCACGCCCCCCGAGCGUAUGUGCGCGCACCCUUCUAUCGCGUGGUGCUGAUCAUCCAUAUUGCUGUUAGUGGUGAAGUUUGGCUUGCAAUUUAAAAGAGGCUCCCGGGCGCUUUUUAAAUGUUUUAAUUCAACACAAACCACUCUGCGUCUUAGACUGAAUGCUAUUUAGUCUAGGGGUGGAGUGGAGAAACGAGUUCAUUCGAGGAAUACUUCACAUUUUCUUUGUUGAGUAGUAGGCGAAUUUGUUGGUAUCGUGAGGAAAAGGAGAAAUGGCUACUCAGGUAGAGGCUCUCCUACCCAACAAUCCUCGUAUUAAACCAGAGGAGAAUGGGCAUACGAGCAAGAUGAUACAGCAUGGAGAGGACUGUCCUGAAAAGGGGGUGAAGCAGACAUGUGUUGCCGACGAGGGUAGCAAUAUGAAAACAAACAACUCAGAACAGUGUUGGAUUGCAACGAGGGAGCUACGCUCUAAACAAGCAAAAGAAGAGAGUAACAAUCAAGAGAAAGACACCCUGGAUCAAGAGAUGCACACGACUGAUCAAACGGAAGACUGUGUGAAAUGCAGUAAAAAUGAGUUUGCUGAAGCACCCCCGCCCAAGGUGAACCCAUGGACCAAGAAAAAGAAUGCGGUGACCGUGGUCAGCCAGAAUGGACAAUCACAUCAUGAGCCGCCAAUCACAACAGGCCCAGCCAAGGUGGUGAAGGCCCCAAACCCCCGGCCUCGGAGAGGAGAAAGGGUUGGAGAUUUUGGUGAUGCUAUGAAGUGGCCAACCCCUGGGGAGAUUGCAACUAAAGAAACGCAGAUUGAGGUUGUGAAUCAGACUGUGUCAUGCCCCAUGCCCGUCAGGCAGGUCAGAGAAGUGGGCUCCACACGGAGAUCCCCAGCCCCCAAGAAGCCUGUGCUGAAGAAAGAGGUGAAGGAGAAGCGUGACACCAACGAGGAGGGCAAGGAGAACCAGAAUGCGAAGUCGGACGACUCUGGAGAGGAGAAGAACGGCGACGAGGACUCUCAGAAGAACAGCGACGAGGACUCUCAGAAGAACGGACAGAAGAAGAAAGGAAACAAGCAUAGGUGGGUGCCGCUGAUGAUGGAGGUGAAGUCUGAGGGGCCCAGAGAACGCUCGGCCUCAAGGAAUAACUCCCGUCAGAACGAGGUGCCCAGGAUGCCCCCCAACAGGAAGAACGACCUCCGAGACGGGUACAGAGGGAAGUCCGAGCGUGAAUGGAGUGAUGACCAUGAUGAGGUGUCCAGCGUGAGGAGCGAGGGUGCUCCCUUCCGUGCCGGGUUCCGGGGUCGUGGCAGGGGCCGGGGACGAGGCAGAGGCUCCAGAGGUCACCCUGACUACCAUUAUGGCUACAAGGCCUACAACGGGAAGGACGGUGCCUACGGACAGAAGUUUGGUGCUCCAGUGACCUAUUACUACGACAACAUGAGCAGCAGUGACCUGUACACAGUGGACCAGGGCCUGCUCAAGGACUAUGUCAAAAGGCAGAUUGAGUACUACUUCAGCCUUGGCAACCUGGAGCGGGAUUUCUUCCUGCGCAAGAAGAUGGACCAGGAGGGCUUCCUGUCACUUGGCCUGAUUGCCAGCUUCCACAGGGUGCAGGCCCUCACCACUGAUGUCAGCCUCAUCAUAGAGUCUUUGAAGGACAGCAAAGAGGUGGAAAUCAUUGACAUGAAGAUCCGUCGGAAGGUGGAGCCGGAGAAGUGGCCACUUCCUGGCCAGUCCAUGGGACCGGACCACAACCAGGUGGACCUGACCCAGCUCAUCCACUGCCCCGAGUUCGUGCCCCGGCAGAUGCCCACUAAGCAGACAGAGUCUGCUCCAGGGUCUCCCCGGUCUUCCACGCCCACCAGGGGCAUGACCAGGGCCUCCAUGCAGCCCAAGAUGGAGCAGGACGUGUCCAACCUGAAGAGCAUGCCCAAGGGACUGUCGGCCAGCCUGCCCGACCUGGACUCUGAGUCCUGGAUCGAGGUGAAGAAGAGACCCAAGCCCUCCCCGGCCAGAACCAAGACCCCUUCGUUGCAGCAGAAGGAAGACGCUCUCUCCCCGGUGCCCAAGGCAGGCCUCAGCCUUGUCCCCUCCACCGCCUCAGCCAAGGAUGAGCCCGAGGAGCUGGACUUCAUGUUUGACGAGGAGAUGGAGCAGAUGGAUGGCCGCAGGAACACAUUUACCGACUGGUCCGAUGAGGACUCGGACUGCGAGAUCGCCGACAAUGACGUCAACAAGAUCCUCAUUGUGACACAGACGCCGCCCUACCUGCGCAAGCACCCAGGGGGUGACCGCACGGGCCACCACACGUCGCGCUCCAAGCUGACCAAUGAGCUGGUGAAGGUGAUCAACGACGGCCUGUACUACUAUGAAGCAGAUCUGUGGGAUGACAACUACGAACCCGAGUACGCCACCAUCAAGCAAGAGGUGGAGAACUUCAAAAAGGUUCACCUGAUCAGCCGAGAGGAGUUUGACUGCCUGACCCCAGAACCCCCCGUCGACCCCAACCAGGAGGUGCCCCCUGGACCCCCAAAGCCCCAGCAGAUUCCCGUAGACGCCUUGGCGAACAAACUGUUCGGUGCCCCUGAGCCUUCCACGAUAGCACGCUCCCUCCCGACUACUGUACCUGACUCGCCCAACUACCGCAGUGCCCGGACACCCCGCACGCCUCGCACCCCGCACCGGAAGGACCUCGCCAUGACGCCCCGUUUCUACCCUGUUGUGAAGGAGAGCCGGCCCGUCGACGCCAAGACCCCCAGGAAAAGGAAGACCAGGCACAGCUCCAACCCCCCCAUGGAGUGCCACGUUGGCUGGGUGAUGGACUCGCGGGAGCACCGAUCUCGCACCGCCUCCGUCAGCUCCAACGCCAGCCCCUCAGAGGGUACACCUGCAUUGGGGGGAAUUGGCUGCACUCCCCAGUCGCUCCCCAAUUUCCAGCACCCCUCCCACGAGCUGCUCAAGGAGAACGGCUUCACACAACACGUUUAUCACAAGUACCGUCGACGCUGCCUAAACGAACGCAAGCGGUUGGGCAUCGGCCAAUCCCAGGAGAUGAACACGCUGUUCCGUUUCUGGUCGUUUUUCCUGAGGGAUCACUUCAACAGGAAGAUGUAUGAGGAGUUCAGACAGCUGGUGGUGGAGGACGGCAAGGAGGGAUACAGGUACGGUUUGGAGUGCCUGUUCAGGUACUACAGCUACGGACUGGAAAGGAAAUUCAGGCCAAACAUUUUCAAGGACUUCCAGGAGGAGACCAUGAAAGAUUACGAAGCUGGCCAGCUGUAUGGACUUGAAAAGUUUUGGGCAUUUCUUAAAUACUCCAAAAACAAGAACAUGGGGAUCGACCCCAAGUUGCAGGAGUGCUUGAGCAAGUUUAAGCGUCUCGAGGAUUUCAGAAUCGAUCCCCCGAUGGAGGAGGGAGGUCGCAAGAGACACUCAUCCAGCGGAGACUGUCGCCGCCGCCACCCCUCCCAGGGCUCCAGCCGCCCCCACAGCCAAACUGGCUUCGGCCCCGUUCGCCCAGGGCCCCACCAGGGAGGAUGCCAAAAUCAGCAGCCAGAGCCAGCGCCCCGCAGCCCAGACGGGGCGCUGCCACCAAAGUAACCCCAGACAACCCUCAGCCACUUGGAUCAACUCAACGUCAUUGAAUAUUUUCUGCGCCGCAAGAAUGAGAGAAUGACUUUCUGACGAACAGCUUGUGAUUUGAAUAAAUCAAGGCUCUUCCAUUUUGAUUUAUUUAGUUUUGAAACACCCAGCGUUUUGACUUAUUAGAGACGAAACUGAAUGACUAUUGAAGGAGUGGAUGAAGUAUAUUUUCUCGCGUGGUUACAAUGUGGGGAAUUGACAUGGUUUCUGAGGACGUUUGAUGGCAACUGCGAACCUUGUGAUUCCUUUCUGUUGAUGGACCCUCUUUCCACUUGACACCAUCUAGUUGGUGGAUUAGAAAUGUAUGCGUUGAAAAAUACAUAUUUAACUUGUUUUGCGCGAGAGAGAAAUAGAGGGAGAAAAAAAUUGAUGUCAAAACCAAACCAAAUGAUGAAAAAAAAUGACUUGUACCAGUCCCUCAGUAUGAACAAGAUCAUUGAAAGUUGCCUUAUUUUUAUGUUUUUCCUGCUUUACUUGUGCCCGGCACCGUAAUGUCGAUUGUACAGCAUUGACAAUUGCAAAUAUGCAACAUUGGUCAGCACCUACAGUAGUGGCCACUCAGUGACUCCCUGCCUGCCAAACAGUUCUGAAUGCAACCUGCUGAAUGAACUGUCUUCCAAGUGUCAUAAAGCCCACCCCUCAGUGUGUUUGCAAGUUGUGGUUCUUUGUGCUGAAACGCUUUGCUGGGGGGGCAGCCGCUCCUGACAUCCCCCCCAAAUCUAUCCAUCCAUCAAUCACCAUUGAGGCUACAGGACUGGAAUCACCAAUCCGGAUUACUUGGGGAAAAAAAUAAAAAAACAAAGGUUUAUCAGUAGAUCUGGUGUUCUGCGAUGGUUGCUUUGGGGAGAUGUGCGGCGGGUUAUGUUCUGCUUCCCAGGGCUAAACAAGGCAGGGUUUCAGUUUGCAGCUUAGCAUGGCCUAUAACAUUGCAUCCCACCAGUGCUUCCACACACACACCCCUCGUAUGUUUUUUUCCAGAGGCUCUACUCUGUUCAUCUGGAGGAGUACAACCAAUGGACAGACGGUCUCCCUUCUGACCCCUGAACUCAACCCACCUGUUCUAUUCCCAUGAACAUCUGACUACAUACAGUCAGAUAAACUAUAAUAAUCUGGUGUGGAUAACAUCAUCUUCAUCCGACAGAGGACUGAUGAUAUCAAAUAGAUGAGUGAUUCAUUUUUUCUUCACCAAUGUGAAUUGGACAGAAGAUAACUUUCACCUCCAGGCGACUUGUUUUAUUGUUUAUAGAACAGUUUAUAUAUUCGACUUGCAUGUGUACAUACUUCUUUUUCUUUUUUUAAAUGGUCUGAAAUGAGGCCUUUUUUUAUUUGCUGUGUUUCUAGCUAUGCUAUGGGUAUAUGGUCCUCUUUAGUUCAAUAUCAAUUGGCAUAAAUAACAGAACUGUUCCUUCUGCUGGAGGUUGAGAAGGGAUUCAUAUUCACAGGUGGUUCCGCUGUGUCAAAAUUUAAAACAAACAUGAAGACAUUGGCCAUUAUAUUUUUAUUAACUGUCAUUGUUGAAAAAGUUGAGUUUUUACGAGAAUUAACUUUCUUUUUAACUUUUUCCCCCCCUGUCUUGUGGGUUUAACUCAAGGGAACUGUGAGUCAAUUGAGUGUGCUUGUAUGAUUGAUUGAAUCACUCAAGAAAUUGUUUACUCGAGGAAUAAAGACAUGACUUUCCGAAUGCACCCCCAGUGAAUGUCCCCUCUCACUCCUCCUAGACCAGGAUAGAGGGGACAGGUAAGACCUGUCCUUUGGGGUCCAGUCUAAUCGUUAGCACAGUGCAUCAGACCCUGUGGUUGGAACUGUUGGUGCUCCAAUGAACUCAGCAGGACACCAGGCAUGGCGCCCCCUAGUGUCAGGUGGACUGGCGAGAAAGAGGGGAAGGGAGGAUGUAACCCACUUUGGGUUUGUCAAUAUUCAGAGGUUAUGAAUGGCUAUGAUGUCUGGGGACUGAAAAAAAAGGACAAAAUUCCAUGAAGCCAAAUAAAUGAAGAUAGCUGUAUAUGAACCAUAGAUUUUUUUAAUAGUUCAUUACCAUUACAAUAUCCUAGGCUUGUCAUGAGGGGGACUAAAAUAAUAAAAACAAAUGUAAAAUACUUGAAUGAGAUCUUGUAUUAUAGCAUUUAAUAUCCAUAAUAUCUGCUUUGUAGGCUGUGAUUUGCUAUUGGUGUUAUUUGUAGUAAUUGUGCUGUUCCUUAUAUAUCUAAAAAACAAACAACCAAAAAAAAACAUUAAAUGGACAAAAAAAACUUCAACACCAA
Molecule: messenger RNA, 5915 nt
Organism: Oncorhynchus mykiss (rainbow trout)
Lineage: Eukaryota; Metazoa; Chordata; Actinopteri; Salmoniformes; Salmonidae
Product: La ribonucleoprotein 1, translational regulator
Biological process (GO): mRNA stabilization; positive regulation of translation
Cellular component (GO): cytoplasmic stress granule; cytosol
Molecular function (GO): RNA cap binding
Source: RefSeq, a predicted model, not a curated record